AUGAUAAACAUUUUGAAGAUGACUGAAACAGAAGUUAGUCGCGAAAAGUUUACAAACAAAUUUGAAUACUUCUUAACUUCACUCAGUUAUGCCGUGGGUUUGGGUAAUGUCUGGCGAUUCCCGUAUUUGUGUUAUUCAAACGGUGGAGGCUCAUUCUUCAUACCAUAUCUCUUGAGUCUAGCAUUAAUUGGUUUCUCCUUUUUUGUAUUGGAGUCAUCGAUGGGUCAGUACUCAAGCGAGGGUCCGAUGACUGUGUGGAAAAUAUCGCCAAUGUUUAAAGGAAUCGGAGUUGCAAUGUUUGUAAUGAAUACAUACGUUGGCAUAUACUACAACAUAAUAGUGGCAUGGGCUAUUUAUUUCAUAUACGCCACAUUCACCGCUCUGCCGGGUGUGCCCUGGAGUACGUGUGAUAACGAGUGGAAUACUGCCGAUUGUCAUUUAUUAAAGCAAGAUGAUAAUUACCCAAACCGCACAUUGAAGAGUCCGAGCGACGAAUUUUUUCAUAACAAAGUGUUGAAUAUGAGUAACGGAAUUGAAAAUAUGGUUACAUUGAACUACCCUUUGGUUAUAUGUCUGGCCAUCGCUUGGCUUCUAAUGUUUUUAAGUAUUUCCCGAGGAGUGAAAGGAUUGGGAAAAGUGGCUUAUUUUACGGCUAUUUUCCCAUACAUUAUGAUCACAAUACUGUUAGGGAGGGGCGCCUCUCUCGAUGGGGCGUUGGAUGGCAUCAAAUACUAUGUGACCCCCGAAUGGGAAAAGUUGGCAAAUAUAAAGGUCUGGUCGCAGGCGGCCUCUCAAAUAUUUUUUUCCCUAUCCAUAUGUAUGGGUGGAGUGAUUACUCUCUCCAGUUAUAAUCCAUUUAAAAAUAACUUUCUUCGAGAUUCGUUGACAAUCGCUGUUUGUAAUUCACUGACGAGGUUCGCGAUAUUUAGUGUCAUUGGAUUUAUGGCCAAAGAUUUAAAUAAAAAUAUCGAUGAAGUGGCUGACCAGGGUGUUGGACUGGCAUUUAUAGUGUAUCCCUCGGCUCUAUCAAUGCUUCCGGUGGCACCUCUUUGGUCGUGUCUAUUCUUUUUAAUGAUAUUAAUCCUGGGAUUUGGGAGUGAAAUGACUCUCAUUGAAGCCAUUGUUAUGACAAUUGUUGAUCAGUGGCCGCACAAACUCAGGCACAGAAAAGUUUGGGUUUUGGCCUGUGUUUGUGUGGUUAUGUUUUUGGCCGGUCUUUUCAUGUGCACGAGUGCUGGUAUCUAUAUUCUGCAAUUAAUGGAUAGCUAUUGUGUGCCAUAUUCUGCGCUCUUUAUAGCAUUUUUUGAAGUGAUGACAAUUGCGUGGGUUUUUGGAAUGAAUAAAUACUUGGAGAGAAUGAAAGAGAUGUUGGGUUCCUAUCCAUUCCCAAAGCAAUAUUGGAAAUAUAUGUAUCAAUAUUUCUGUCCGAUUGUUAUUGCUGUGCUUUUGAUCCUACAAUUUGUAUACAAAUUGCCGACGACUUAUGGGAAUUAUGAAUACCCCGUCUAUUCUGAAGUGAUUGGUUGGCUAUUAUGUGUUUCAUCAAUAAUAUUCAUUCCGGGCAUAGCUUUGUAUCAAAUCUUAUAUAAAAUGUUUGCUGAAAAACUUUCAUUUAAAUUGGCAGUGAAGACAUUGAUUGAACCGACUUCUGUGUGGAGCAAAAGUGUUGAAUCCAAUGGCUUUUCAAAUGGUCACGAAAAGAGUGAUCAAGUUAUGAGUAUUUAAACAUUUUGUAUAAGUUGUCUCAUUUAUUUUUUAAAUGUAUUAUUACUGUAUAAUAUUUUAACGUUAACUUUGUUUAUGCAAUAAUAAAAUAUAUGUAUGAAUUUGUUAUGCAAUGAAA
This is a messenger RNA of Medioppia subpectinata, 1843 nucleotides long. The record is from the annotation of a GenBank genome assembly. Lineage: Eukaryota; Metazoa; Arthropoda; Arachnida; Sarcoptiformes; Oppiidae.